Molecule: messenger RNA, 2437 nt
Organism: Abrus precatorius (Indian licorice)
Lineage: Eukaryota; Viridiplantae; Streptophyta; Magnoliopsida; Fabales; Fabaceae
Product: cation/calcium exchanger 2-like
Exons: 1
Coding region: 486-2240 (584 amino acids)
Biological process (GO): transmembrane transport; monoatomic cation transport
Cellular component (GO): membrane
Molecular function (GO): monoatomic cation transmembrane transporter activity
Source: RefSeq, a predicted model, not a curated record
AUGAUUCAUGAAUAGAACUUCUGUUUCCACGACACGUGUGUAUACUCUCUUGGUUUGCUUUUCAUCAUUCUCAAACUGAACCUUACCAUAACCAUAAACCACACCACAACUCACAAGCGUGUGUGGUAGCGACUCAUCCUAUUCGGUUCCUGUCUCUAUCAUCUGAAUGUAUUUCAAUUUUUUUUUACAAAAUUCAAUUGCUUGUGCUUUGUUAAAUUCUCUUUCUCUCUUUCCUAAUUUUUACACAAAGCAUAGUUCAAAUCAUCCAAAUUUCAGAAAGAGAAAGUAUAUUUAAGCAGGGAAGUUUUGGGUUUGAGGUCAGUUCCAUUUAUUGGUUAUGCUUCUUCCUCUUCCAUUUCUUUUUUUUUUUUUUUUUUCUGAUACCAUGAAAUAUUGGAUUUUUACCAAAACUGGGUUUUCUUAAUCAUCAAGUUUCCAUCAUUUCUAUGAUCAUGAAACUGGGUUUCGUUUUUUAAUCUCUGUACAUGGCUACUAUCACAGUUUCUCUCUCCAAACGCAUGGGUUUCACUUUCACCUUGCUGUUCUUGAACACCUCGUUUCUCACGGUGGUGUUUUGUGCUUCACUUGUCGGUUAUUUCCACUCUUCAGAACUUCUUUUUAUAAGGAGCAACCACUUUGCCUUUGGUGGUAGCGGUGAGCAUGAUUGCAAGAGCUUCCACAGCCUAGGUGACUACAAAGCCAAGUGCUUGUUCUUGAAAUCCAAUGAACCGUGUGUCUCUCAGGGCUAUGUUGAUUACCUUUACCUUUUCUAUUGCAAAUUUGGGGGAUUACCUCUAUUGGGUCACUCUCUUUUGUUUCUCUGGCUUUUGGUUCUGUUCUAUCUGUUGGCUAACACUGCUUCUGAGUACUUUUGUCCCUCUCUUGAGAAUUUGUCCAAGCUGUUGAGGCUCUCUUCUACAAUUGCUGGGGUGACUCUCCUCUCUCUUGGCAAUGGUGCUAGUGAUGUUUUUGCCACCCUUGUCUCUUUCAACGGGAGUGGGACCCGCGACAUUGGCUUUAACACUGUGCUUGGGGGUGCUUCCUUUGUGUCCUGUGUUGUGGUGGGAAUAGUAAGCAUUUCAAUUCGGCAUCGGGGAAUUCGGGUUAAGAAGUGGGCAUUGAUAAGAGAUGCGUGUUUUCUUCUCUUGGUUCUUCUGUGUUUGUUCACCAUUUUGAUCACUGGCGAGAUCAAUGUUACUGGAGCAAUUGCCUUUUGCUUGAUGUAUGUGGUGUAUGUGUUUGUUGUUUAUGUCUCAUCUGCAAGAGGGAAAGGUGGAUGUGAAGAUGCUGAAAGUAACGGUGAUUUGAGUCGUGGCGAUGGGAGUGAUUUAGGUGUCCCUUUGCUCAGUGGGAUGGAGAAAGGACUAAUUGAUUCUGCUGCAAAUGGAGCUCAGGAAUGUGACAUCAAGAUUGAGAGGAAAUGCUUCUGUACACAAUCUUCAAUGUGUAGAAUGGCACUUUUUGUAUUGGAGAUGCCCCUUUACUUGCCUAGGAGAUUGACAAUUCCUGUUGUUUGUGAAGAGAGAUGGUCCAAAUUGUAUGCAGUUUCUUCUGCUGUGCUAGCACCAUUUCUCUUGUCAUCCUUGUGCAAGGAAAAAAGCUUCAAAUCAAGCGUUAUAGUUAAUGGAAUUGGAUUGUUGGUUGGAAUUAUAUUAGGGGUAACUGCAUUUUUCACAACAGAAGUCUCAAGUCCACCAAGAAAAUACUUGUUUCCUUGGCUUGCAGGAGGGUUUGUGAUGAGUGUGACUUGGAGCUACAUCUCAGCUCAGGAAUUGGUGGGGUUGUUGGUUUCACUUGGUUACAUAUGUGGAGUUAGUCCUUCCAUACUGGGAUUAACAGUUCUUGCUUGGGGUAAUUCACUAGGGGAUUUAGUUACAAAUUUGACAAUGGCUUUAAAUGGUGGACCUGAAGGUGCUCAAAUAGCAAUAUCAGGGUGUUAUGCCGGCCCUAUCUUCAACACAUUGGUUGGAUUGGGCUUAUCUCUUGUUAGCACUACUUUGUCUGAGUACCCAUCAUCUGUUGUGAUCCCUAGAGAUCCAUAUCUAUGGGAGACAUUGGCACUUUUGGUGGUUGGAUUGGUUUGGGCACUUGUUGUUUUGAUUAGAAGAGAUAUGAAGCUGGAUGCACUCUUAGGAGGAGGGCUUUUAGUUAUUUACUUCAUUUCUCUUUUUCUGAGGCUGAUUCAGACACUUGGGUCUCUCCAAUUUCAGGAUAUGUUAGCCCUAGUCUUCAAAAGAUGAUAGGAAUUGAUAAUUUGUCAUCAGAUUGGUAUAGCUACUAGCAACUGACAUUACCUUCUGUAAAGGAACUAUAUAUUAUGCAACUAUUAUAGGUAGAGGCCUAAUUUGUUAGGGUAACUUCCACUGCUAUUUGUAACUAUCUUUCCUCGGUUAAUGCCAUUUUCAAUACAUCCAGAUCACACAAUUACAUUUUGGGU